UAAACUCGUCCGUUUCGCAUUAGUGGUGUUACCGCAACUCGGUCGCGCAGAAUAGUCGAAUAAUUUUUACGGUGAUGCUAAAACAAUUUCGUCAUUGCACGACAACACACUUUAGUACCGUAAAUCUACGCUAUAGUGCUGUUACUCUAAUACGCGAAUGUCCAUAUGGUUGAGUGAAUUCCAUGAUGUUUACCAAUUAUCAUUUAUCAUUGAUAAAUCGAUACGGACUCGUUAAUAACAGUCAUUAGUGUUAUUGUUAUUAUUAUUAUCAUCAUUGUUAUUCAUCCGUCCGUCCGUUUAUUGAUACACUCCGUAUGUUCAUUUCGCCGGUCAACUCGUAAUGGGAUCAUCGAAACUACUCUUGUCAAAUGCAAAACAAUCGGAUCGCUGUCAUUAGUCGUAUUUCCGCUACGAAAUAAGAAUGAUUGACUGUUGCAAGUUCGGUAAUGCGAUGUCUCUGUGAUAUUCGAGAUGUCAAACAGUAAUAAUGCAUCUCCUAGUCGUAUACCGAAGCCUCAUUGGAUGCGAAGUUCAAGUAGGUCGCCAAAGAUCCAAAGACAUCAAAGUCUACAAGCAUUAAGUACUUAUGAAAAAGAUGAUGAUUGUGCGUCUGAAAAAAGUUUUGGUAGUACAACUAGCAGUCAAUGUGAUAAUGGUCAUUCUAUGUUUGCACUUAAUGGUACUACUUAUUCCAACCGAAAAAAAGGGUAUCUACAUUACUGUUCCUCAAAUAUAGGCAGUGAAGAAUAUCUUACUCCAACACAAAGAUCUAGUCGAACUAUUAGGAAUCUUAGAAGAUUGCUAAAUGAUGCUCAUAGUGAACUCAAUGACAAAGACACAGAGAUUGAUCGGCUAAAAUUAGAGAAUAAUGAACUUAAAGUGAAAUGUGGUUAUGAAGCUGUUAAUAAUUCAAUUGCAGAAGGUGACGAAGAUGAAGAUGGUGCUAGAUUUAUAUCAAGUGCAGAACCUACACCAGAACCAGAUUCAAAUAAACUAUCCAGAAGUUUUUUAAAUCCAUCACCAUCACCAGCAGAUUCAGGACAUGGUGAUGAGUAUGAUGAAACUAAAAAAUUACGCCAAGCUUAUGAUGAAUUACGAGAAAAGCAUAAUGACAAAAUAGAAGAAUUAUUAAAAAGUUUAGGAGAACUCAAUGAAAAGUAUUAUGGAUUAAAACCAAAACUUGAUGAAGCAUAUAUUAGAAUCAAAGAACUUGAAAGAGAAAAUGAAUUUUUAAAGUGGUCUAAAGUUGUACAAGAUAAAAAUUGUGAUAAUACUUCUGACUUAAUAAAAAAAACAUUUAGAGACAUUCUUACCCAGACUCAACCAAUAUUACUUAUAGAUAAGAAGACUGAAACCGAUCAAACAUAUAAUGAUAAGUUUUGUGAUGCUAAUACAAUAAAUUCUACUCAAAAUUCUUUUCAUAAAGUUUAUAUUAGUAAAAAUAGUUCUGCUAUAAUUCCGACUCAGACUCAACAAUUUGUAUGUGUAGAAAAGAAUACAGAGACUGAUGGUCAAACAGAUGAAGAUAGUAUUGAUGAAUUGAGUAAUCUAAAAUUAGAACUCAAAAAAACCAAAGGACGUAGCCAAAGUGUUGGUGGUGCUUUGUUAUCUGGACCGGAGGCCAUUGCCCUUUGGAUGAUUGGAACAAAAAAGGCUAUGUAUGAAAGUAUGCUUCAACAGCAAUUGGAACAACAACGUCAACGGCCAAUAAAUGAUGCUGAGAUGACGUUACAAUUCUUAAAAUCUUCAUUUUAUUAUUAUCUUACUGAUUCUUCAAAUACUACUGGACACUUGAAUGCUAUAUUAAGCAUUCUUCGUUAUUCAGAAGCUGAAAAGAAAAUAAUCGAGAGAAAUCAAGCUUGGAAAUAGUAUUUUUUUUUUACCCGGUUUAAAAUGUAUUUUUGAAUUUUAAAUUUCUGCAAUUAUUGAUUUACUGUUCAACUUAAUUUAACUAUAAAUUUAAAAUAAUUUUUAACUAGAUGUUUACUUUUAUAACCACAUUUCACUAUU
Molecule: messenger RNA, 2010 nt
Organism: Sipha flava (yellow sugarcane aphid)
Lineage: Eukaryota; Metazoa; Arthropoda; Insecta; Hemiptera; Aphididae
Gene: qtc
Exons: 10
Coding region: 472-1869 (465 amino acids)
Source: RefSeq, a predicted model, not a curated record